ACUCCGGAAGUCGAAUGCAUGUAUCAGAUAUCCGCGGUGUGUAGUCCUCAGUUGUAGUCCUCGGAGUUGUAGUCCUGCCGACAGUGGAACUUUUGGUUGUCUUAAGAUCCACGGUUCAUAUCCUCCAGCUGGUGUGACUCAAACCACGAUGGCCCCCAGGACGCUCGAGCCCCUGGCCAAGCGGCUCUUCAAAGGCCUCAUCGCCCUCGAGCUGCUAGGUGUGUUCGGCGCGUACGGCCUCUUCCACAAGAUGAACACGAGUCAAGACUUCAGGAACACCAUGAACCGACGGCUCCCGUCUGUACUGGAAGUAUACUACCAGUCCAACGAAUGGGCGGGGGUCUACGGCAUCCGGGAGCAGGACCACCAGACCUGGUCCUCUAAGUCCGACUGACCCCCCCAGGACCAGAACCAGAACCAGGUCGGAGGAAGUUACUUUUUCUUCUUGAAAACCUUUUUGGCCAUUUUGGCUUUCCCCGCCACCUUGGCCUUAACAAAGUCCUUCUUCUUGUUGAAGGCGGUCUUCUUCUUCCUCAGGGUCUGGGCGUCGCGGCCGUGCACCCAGUCGUCUCGCUUGGACUCCCACUUCAGCUGCUUCAGCCCUGGGGGGGAGAGAGGGGUGAGGGGGGAGAGAGAGGGGUGAGGCUGCGUUCUGAUACCAGAGUCCCGCUCCAUGGCUUCGGGAACAAACCCGUCUGCAUCGUCAACUCGGUCCGCAAAGAUCUCUCAAAGUCGGACAUCAGGAGAACGUAAAUCCCGACGAAUGAUAUGAACUCUACAGAUUUCUUCUACGGACUUGAGGUUAGGGUUGCUGACGUUGUUCAUAACCCCCUCAUGAAGCAGCACUCUGAUAUUACGAUAGCCAGUUGUGAUUGGUCCCUUCAAAGGGAAGGACGUCUCUAAGCGCUGUGACGGAGCCAGGACCUCUGGGACUUAUAGCUUCAUCCGGCUAGCAUCUAGCUACUAUAAUAAAGUUAUGAUUUAACCAGCAA
Molecule: messenger RNA, 992 nt
Organism: Gadus morhua (Atlantic cod)
Lineage: Eukaryota; Metazoa; Chordata; Actinopteri; Gadiformes; Gadidae
Product: protein CEBPZOS
Exons: 4
Coding region: 149-394 (81 amino acids)
Source: RefSeq, a predicted model, not a curated record